Messenger RNA from Dermatophagoides pteronyssinus (European house dust mite), 2540 nucleotides. RefSeq lists its product as uncharacterized. Lineage: Eukaryota; Metazoa; Arthropoda; Arachnida; Sarcoptiformes; Pyroglyphidae. The record is from RefSeq and is a predicted model, not a curated record.
CUUCCAGCCAUCCAUCCAGACAUUUUUUGUUUUGUUUUUGUUUAAAAGUUUUAAAUAUAGAAAAAAAGUUUUGAAUUUGAAAAAAAAUUAUCUUUAUUUGCGGACAACAGCAACAGUAAAAUCGCAUAUAUAACGUGUAUUUGGAAACAGAAAAAGAUCCUUCCCAUUUUUGCAAAACAACAAACGAAGAAGCAGCCAAAUUUUUGUUUUCAACACAAGCGCAAGCUGAAUCCCGAAUUGGCGUUUUUCAUCGUCAUCAUAACCAUACUCCAACGGCGUAUUUUCUGUUGUUUGUUUGUUUGUUGAUGAGUGUUAUAUAUGAAUAUUCUGUAUGUUCCAAGAAAGUGAAUUCAACAAGAGAAAUUCAGUGCUGUCUGUGUGUUUGGUUUGGUGUAUUUCAACACAAAGUGGCUGCUCAAUUGAAAAUUGCAGAAUUCCGAAAAACAAAAAUUAUUAUUUUAUUAUCCGACCAGACUCGACAGAAUCUCUUUCAAAUGACAAAUUGAUUGUGGUGGCAGACAGGGGGUUAAAAAAAAGAAUUAAAUUUUUGCCCCGUUUAUUUUUUUUGUCUCGAAAAACUCAAAUGGUUGUUUUGCUGCUCGGUCUGUGUUAUUUGCUACACUAAACAUAUAUUCUAAAAACGAAAUGACAUUUGAUAAUUGAAUCAAACUGAAAAUAAAUUCACCAGAUUUUAAAAUUAACACUUGAUUCGUCGUAAAAAAUUGAUUGAAAAAAAAGAAUAUGGCCGAUUCAUCCGAAGGUCAAAUGGAUGGUGUAUCAUCAUCAUCAUCAAUGUUAGCAUCACCAAUAGCUACAAGUCGUUCAUCAUCAUCAUUUAUGACACCAUCACCACCACCACCAAAUAUAAUAUCACCAUCACCAUCAUCAUCAAUAGUUGUUGUUGGUUCAAAUCCAUCAAUGGAUCGUUUAGAACAAGAAAAUCGUGUAUUAAAAAUUGAAAUCGAUACACUUAAAUUACGUAUAAAAAGUUUAAUUGAAGAAAAUAAAACAUUACGUCGUGCAUCAGUAUCAAUACAGGCUAAAGCUGAACAAGAAGAAGAAUAUAUUUCAAAUACCUUAUUGAAACGUAUACAAACAUUAAAAAAAGAAAAAGAAACAUUAGCACUUAAUUAUGAACAUGAAGAAGAAUGUUUAACAAAUGAUUUAUCAAGAAAAUUGAAUCAAUUACGUGCUGAAAAGGUACAAUUGGAACAUACAUUGGAACAAGAACAAGAAGCAUUAGUUAAUAAAUUGAUGAGAAAAAUUGAAAAAUUAGAAAAUGAAACAAUCCGGAAACAGAAUAAUCUGGAACAAUUACGUAGAGAAAAAAUUGAAUUAGAAAAUACAUUGGAACAAGAACAAGAAGCAUUGGUUAAUAAAUUAUGGAAACGUAUGGAUAAAUUGGAAAAUGAAAAACGUGAUUUAUAUGAUAAACUUGAAACAUUUAGUGCGGCUAGUGGUUGUUCAUCAAAUGAAAAUUCCAAUCAAUCAUCAUCAUCAUCAUCGGUACAGGUUAUGACACCGGCACAAUCACCUGGACCACCAUCAUCACAACAACAACAACCGAUGAGUCCAAUGAACAGUGGUGGUGGUGGUGGUGGUGGCAAUAGCGGUGGACAAUCAAUACCAAUUUGUUCACUUGGUUCGAAUAAUAAUUCAUCAUCAUUAAUGAAUCAUUCAUCAAUGAAUGAACGUAGUUGUAUGUGUGAUCCUCAUCAAUUAAGUAAUCAUGUAAAAUCAUUACGUAGUGAAGUAAUGAAAUUACGUAAUCGACUUCAAAUAGCCGAAAAAGAACAUAAUGAAAAAAUGUCUUUAUUGGAAAAAGAAGAACGUGAACAAAGAGAACAAAAUGUUCGUUUACAACGAAAAUUACAAAUGGAAAUUGAAAGACGUGAACGUUUAUGUCGACAUUUAAGUGAAUCUGAAUCAUCAUUAGAGAUUGAUUUUGAUGAUCGUCAUGUUUCAAAUGAUUAUAUUUUACCAACACCAAGUACAUCAUCGAAUGGUGGGGGUGGUGGUGCUCGACAACGAACAUUAUCAUCACCAGUACCAAUGAAUGUUGCAAUGUCACCACAGGCUAAAGCACCACCACCAACACCAUUAGCAAUUUCAUCACCAAUCAGUCAUGAACAAUUAAUGCCACGUCCAAUUAGUCCUAUUAGUCGUCAUAAAACUGUUUGCUGUCCAAAAUGUGGACAUUCAUUUUUAGCAUCAAUUGGAUCAUAUACUAAUUUGUUUGCAAAUAGUAAUAUAACAACUGGAAGCCAACAACAUUCAUCACCGAUGAAUAUAUUUUCGCAGCCAAAUUUUGUUAACCAUCAACAACAUCAUCAUCAUCAUCAUCAUCAUAAUCAGUCAACAACAACAACAGCCCAACAUCAAUCAUUACUUCGUUCGGCUACAUCAAGUGAAAAUGUUACUACUCAGGAUUCAAAUAAUAACAAUAAUAAUAAUAGCAGCAGCGACAACAAAAGUGAAAAUGUUCAAAUGGAUUCUGAUUGAUAAUUUUUUUUUUGGAAUUUACAUUGAAGAUUAAUGAA